Molecule: messenger RNA, 1581 nt
Organism: Lachancea sp. 'fantastica'
Lineage: Eukaryota; Fungi; Ascomycota; Saccharomycetes; Saccharomycetales; Saccharomycetaceae
Source: the annotation of a GenBank genome assembly
AUGUCCUUCAGUUCUUCUCCCGGGUCCUUGAACUAUAAUAAUAAUAAUCACAGCGAUUAUAAGAGACGAAUUCCUACUCAACAAGCACAGUAUCCGUCCGAGCAAAUGUCUUCUUCUUCUUCUAAGCCUAAUUCCCUAUAUAUGGGCGAUUUGGAUCCCAGCUGGGACGAGGACACGAUCCGCAAGAUCUGGGCCUCUUUGGGAGAGCCCAACGUGCAGGUCAAAUUGAUAAGGAACGCAGGAUCGUAUGGUAAUAAUUCGGGCUACUGUUUUGUGGAAUUCGUGUCUCACUCCAAUGCCUCUAAUGCGCUGCUGAAAGAUGGUCUCCUGAUUCCAAAUACCAGAAACAAGGUGCUUAAGUUAAACUGGGCUACUUUCGCCACAACACCCGGCACGGAACAUUCCAUUUUCGUCGGAGAUCUGGCCCCUAACGUGGCAGAAGCGCAGCUGUUUGAACUCUUUAUUUCCAGGUAUGCCUCGACUUUGAACGCGAAAAUCGUCUUUGAUCAGAUUACAGGCGUAUCAAAAGGUUACGGCUUUGUGAAAUUUGGUCAGGAGUCUGAGCAGCAGAGAGCUCUCAUGGAAAUGCAAGGCACAUUUCUUAAUGGAAGAGCAAUUCGGGUUAGCACCACAUCCAAGAACAAAAACAAAUAUCAAACCCAGACUCAGCAGACAUAUCACUCACCACAGCCACAACAACAGCUGCAACAAAACUAUUCGCAACAUUUUCCAGCUGCAACUUCAGGGAACUUGCAAUCCGGAACUGCCCAGUCUCAAUUCAUUUACCCCGUUCAGCAACAGCCGGCACUUACCCAGUACACAGACCCGCACAACACAACGGUAUUUAUUGGUGGGCUGUCAGCUCUAGUGACAGAGGAAGAGCUGCGCGCUUAUUUUCAACCUUUUGGCUCAAUUGUGUAUGUCAAGAUUCCUGUUGGUAAAGGAUGCGGCUUCGUGCAAUAUGUGGACAGGCUUUCGGCCGAAACUGCAAUCUCCAGAAUGCAAGGAUUUCCUAUAGGCAAUUCUCGGAUCAGGCUGUCCUGGGGACGUAGUGCAAAACAAGCCGUGCUAAUGCAACAGGCCUUUUCUUCCUCUCAUGCCAAUCAACAGCAGCAACAGCAGCAACAGCAAUUGCAACAGCCACCGCAACCACAGCAGUUACCUUUGACAUCAUCUAAUUACCCCUAUGAGGGCCAACCGGCCAUGCCUACUGCUUACGGUUAUUCAAGUACAUGGGAUACUUUGAAUGGCAGCUACAUGCCAUUUUCUUUGUCUUCACUCAAUUCCACCACGGAGGCAAGCACUCAGUCCUCGACGUCGCUACUCGGUGGUUUGAGCACUUUGCGUUACCAUGGAGAGUCCGCGGAUUCGCCUAUGGUUGGAAACGCUUUCAGUUACUCCCCAACGUACGCCAAGUCUCAAGCAGUGAAUGUAGCCAAUUCGCCCGACAUCCGCCAGUCGAAUGAUCCCUCCGCUUACGAAGUUUCUUCAAAACCACAGUUUAUGGACAUUUACGUCAGAGGAAAGUCUGAGACCAUGGAUAGACUGGAAAAGGGAAGUAACGGCUUUAUUUUUGCCUAA